Messenger RNA from Microplitis demolitor, 2221 nucleotides. RefSeq names its product T-box-containing protein TBX6L. Bases 689 to 1789 code for a protein of 366 amino acids. Gene Ontology annotation, molecular function: RNA polymerase II cis-regulatory region sequence-specific DNA binding; DNA-binding transcription factor activity, RNA polymerase II-specific. The record is from RefSeq and is a predicted model, not a curated record. Gene Ontology annotation, cellular component: nucleus. The transcript is spliced from 5 exons. Gene Ontology annotation, biological process: regulation of transcription by RNA polymerase II; positive regulation of DNA-templated transcription; cell fate specification. NCBI's taxonomy places the organism in Eukaryota, Metazoa, Arthropoda, Insecta, Hymenoptera, Braconidae.
UUUUUUUUUUAUAAUAAAUAUCCAACAGCUUCUAAGUGGGCAAGACACCCCGAUGAGUUAAGUGUCAGUUAUUUUACUUUUUUUUUUUUCUUUCAAAAACCCUAAAGGUUUCACUGUGACAAGUUCCAGGUCAGAAAUUCAGCGCCGGAUUCUGUUGUAGGUAUCGCUUACGCAGUUAAUUCGACAAUAAAAUUCUCACGAGAUUUUCACACUUGCAGUUUAUUUAAUAUUCAUAUCACAGAAAACGCAGGACAAGAUGGCCCGAUAUAAUUUUUUAUAAAUUUAAGUCGCGAUGGAUAAAAGCCCUCAGUUUUUUUUUAAACUGCGUCGAAUAAAGACGUGAGUGAUAGAGAACGUGAUAGAAGUAAAAAAAUACUAAUCGCUUGAAUAAUUUCAAAUCUGGACAAUGAGAAAACUCGUGGGUGUUUCAGAGCUAGCCAAUCAGAAGUCGUUUACCCAAAAGCUUGACGUCUAGCCACGCGUUAUCGGUGCCUUUGAAGCAGCUAUAAGAGCGGGGUCUUAUGUUUAUUUCUUCAUUCUUCAGAAAGUCUUCAAACCAGACGGUCUCGUCUCCCCAUUCUUGUCUUCGUUUUCAAAAACAAUUGUUUUAUUUUUUUUUUCAAGAAACGUCAGUGGUGUUGUAUUCAUAAGUUAUCUAUCUAUUAACAAAUAAACAAUUAAUCAAAAAAUGGAGUAUUUCUAUCAACCAUCAGUGGUAUUUAACUAUGAAGCUGCAGAACGUAUUAGAAUGCAGCAUGCAGUUCAAAAUGCCCCAUCCUUGCCGUCAACAAUCACCGUUACAUUAAAAGGAAAAAAUUUGUGGCAAGAAUUUCAUAAUCACAAUACCGAGAUGGUUAUUACGAAGCAGGGACGACGAAUGUACCCAGGGGUCGAGGUCAACGUCGCAGGGCUAGAUCCAAUGACGUAUUACUGUAUGCUGUUGGAAAUAGUCCCUUCGUCAGAGCACCGGCAGAAGUAUGUGACCAACGAAUCAGCAAAUCGCCCGGGUGCUAAAGUAAAGACUGGGCGAUGGACUAAUGCCGGAGCAGCUGAACCCCAACCACCACUAGAACGUCGAGUUGUUGUCCAUCCCAACAGCCCAGCUACAGGUGAUCAUUGGAUGCGGGAGUCUGUGAGCUUCGCCAAGAUCAAAAUAACCAACAACACUGAUGAUCAGCAGAAUAAUAUUCUUCUCUGCUCGAUGCACAAAUAUGUCGCCAAGGUUUGGGUCAUCCAGUCGUCGCAAACCAAUCUAAUUGCUCUUUUCACGCAGCCCUCCUCAAAAUUCAUCUUUCCUGAAACGGAAUUCAUAGCAGUCACUGCUUAUCAGAACACAACGAUAAAAGUAAUAAAGAUCGACAACAACCCAUUCGCAAAAGGAUUCCGACAAAACGGCAAGAGGAAGAGCGGAGAGCUCGCGCCUUUGAACCGCGAGGACGAUGGCUCUGAUGACGAGGAAAUAAAGCGCCCGACAAAAGACGACAGCGGGAUCAGCAGCAAUGGAGCCAGCCCACCACCGAUGAUGCAAGAAGAAGAGACCCAAGUAAAAUUACAUAGACCAUGGCUCGAUUCUUCUUCUCCUACUCCUUCAUCUUCAUCCUCUUCACCUCUGUUAGCUCCGAUACCCCAGAAGCCGUCGACAUCAACUGGAGUAAUCUUUCCUCAGAGUCCAUUCAUUUCGACAUAUGAAAACGCUUUUACCGCGUCGGUGCUGGCUCACCCAAGCGUACACGCUUUUCAUGAUAACUACCCCGCCGGAUAUCUAGUUCCCCCUCCCUGGUAUCGAUAAAUCCGCUUCUAGAUCCUUCCUUCCUAUAGUAAGAUUUUACUGUAAUAUAUGUGAAGACAAACUAUUCGUAACGUGAUUGGUCAAGGGCAAAAAAUAUAUGCGAAUGAUACAAAAAUAUACAUUAAAAUAAAUAUAUGAAAAACGGCACGCGAAACGUGCACCCUAGUUUUAAUAAAAGGCUAGUGAAUCCGUUUUUCAUGUCAAAGACAUAAGACGUACUGAACCCAAGCUCGUUAUAAGCAGCCGUCACAGGUUGACAGGAAGAAAUCGUCACGAAAAGUGCGAGGGGGAGCUUAUAACGAGCUUUGACCAUUUGUAAAUAUCUAUUUAUAAGAAACCAAAGUUUUAGGAUGUAUAUUUAAAGACUGUACAUGAAAAUAACGUUAUUUUUUUAUAUUUUAUAUAUGUUAUACUAAUCUUAUAGUUAUAAGA